This is a messenger RNA of Cladophialophora yegresii CBS 114405, 1077 nucleotides long. RefSeq lists its product as uncharacterized. NCBI's taxonomy places the organism in Eukaryota, Fungi, Ascomycota, Eurotiomycetes, Chaetothyriales, Herpotrichiellaceae. The record is from RefSeq and is a predicted model, not a curated record. The coding region runs from base 1 to 1077 and encodes 358 amino acids. The transcript has a single exon.
AUGGGCUGGUUCUGGGGAAAGAAUAGUCAAGAUGAUCCUGCGAAGGCCCUAGACGAUGACUUGAAGCAAUUCUUAAAGGAGCAACAACCACGGCCAUAUGUCCCUGCCGACCCUCCUGUCGAACAGCCAAAGCCUCAAGAGAAGGCCGAGCUGAAUCCAAAACCACCGGCAGCAGUUGCAGACCCAAGUCUGUCUCCUGAGGACAAACCGCUACCUGAAGCGUCCCUCUUUCAAGACGGCCGAUACAAGCACAUCUGGAAGUCCUAUGUCCCGCAGAAUGACAUCGCUGCGGCGACUUCUACCCCGGUAGAGAGAGUGCUUUCAGCAAGGAAGGAAAGAAAUCAAUCCAUACACAAAGCCGCACUAGAGAACUGCGCUUUCGAGGAGGAAAUGCAACAAAUCUGCUUCAAGGGCGGCAACCUCUCCAGUAGGGUGCGUGGGAGAAUGACCAUGUGUCACGAGGAGACCAAAGCCUUCAACCGGUGCUACCAGCUUCAAGCCAAGUUUCUGCAGGCAUUGGGAUACAUGACAAGCGCAACGAGUUCUGCGGAGGACGAAGAGAAGAUACAGAUGCAUGCAGACAAACUAUACCACCGGAUGAUGGACUACGAAGCUGAGGCGGAAGACGCAAAGCGCAACGACCAGCCCAUUCCACCUCUCUCGUCCCUCUUCAACCCCAACAGACCCGCGCCAACGAUCGAGCAAAUGGCUUUGCCUAAGGCAAUGGAGGACAAGAUGAAGAAGCCUCUCCACGAUUAUCCUCCGCACGAACGAGAACUAGCCGCACGAGCCGCCCUGCAGGAGGCCAGACUGACAGACCUGUAUGCCGAAGAUCUGUUCAAGUACUCGGUUUCGAUGAACGAAGACAGAAAAGCUCGACAAACCUGGUUGACGAGAAUAUUCGGCGAACCUAUCGGCAAAUUCCUAAUCCCAGAUCCGCCGAAAGACCCGAAUAUCAAGCCGUACAGUCUGAAAGAGCUUGAACGCGAGAUUUGGGAAGACGAGAACUUUUCGACCACGACACCGAAAGAAAAUAAUGGCUCUGGACUUGUCACAAAGACCGGGAAACGCGGCUGA